AUGACGAGAAGAGGAAGCACAACCAUCGCGGGCGAAUUGGUAACGUUCGAGCAAACGAGAAGAACCAGCCAAACUAGCAAAGAUCCCGAAGACGUCAAAGAAGCCGAAGCAAACGAGGAAUUGAAACGUUUAAACGACGAAGAAUCCACCGCACCCACAAACAAUGGACCGAAAUUCGGCAAACGACACAUACAAAUAUUCAGUUAUUGCUUCCUACUCUUCAUAAACCUGUGCAUGAGAUUGCACAUAUCGCUCACCGUACUCGCGAUGAUCGACUCAGCUAACCCCAACAAAAACGUGCCGACAUUCAACUGGACGAACAAAAACGUGAUCCUGUCGUCCUUCUUCUGGGGCUACAUCGCGCCGCAAAUCAUCACCGGCUGGCUGGCCACCCAAUACGGCCCCAAGUGGUUCGUCAUAGGCAGCACCUGCGUGACCUCCUUCAUCGAAUUCCUGAUACCCACGCUGGCCGUGCACUUCGGCUCCACGGCGGUGAUCGUCUGCAGGAUGCUGCAGGGCUUUUCGCAGUCCUUCCUCGUGCCCUCCUUGGGCUGCGUGUUCAGCAGAUGGGUGCCGGUGAGCGAGAGGGCCAGGGCCGGCGCUCUGAUGGCCGCUUGCACACCGAUGGCUACUAUAAUUUCGAUGAGUGUGGCCGGUCCGUUGGCGGCCAGCUCGUACGGAUGGCCUUUGAAUUUUUACACGUUCGGUUGCGUCGCUGUCGUUUGGAGCGCGAUCGGAGUGUUUUUCAAUUACAGCUCGCCGAGCAGCCAUCCUAAUAUAUCCCAAUUGGAGAGGACAUUCAUUAUCAAAACUACUGUUAACACCGACGGGCCACAGAGAAAAACUCCAUGGGGAAGGAUCUUAACGAGCGCGCCUCUGUGGUCCCUCAAGUACUCCUAUACGAGUUACGUUCUGCUGACGUGGAUGUUGUUGACGCAAAUUCCGAGUUAUUUGGGCAAAGUGUUGCAAUUCAACAUAGCGACGAACGGCUACAUGACCUCGUUCAUUUUCUUCUUCCAAUGGAUGUUCGCGGGGCUGAUGAGCAUCCUAUCCGAUUACUUGACGAAUAAUAAUUAUUUGCGAAUAACCGCGGCUAGGAAGAUUUUUACCGCCAUUGGAUUGGGAGUACCUGCAGUAGCGAUGAUAUUCCUCGCGCAAUGCACGAAGGAUUCCUCGACGAUGGCAGUGACGUGGUUGCUGGUGAGUGUGGGAGCAGAAGGGGCCUGCAUGUGCUCGCUGGUGAUAAACGCCUUGGAGAUAGCGCCCAAUUUCGCUGGUAUCCUGCAAGGAUUCAUCAACGGGUUUUCGCACGUGUUCGCUCUGCUGGCUCCUCUGCUGGUGGAUAUUUUUGUUAAAGACGAAAAUGACCCGGAGGAAUGGAAGAAGAUUUUCUACUUGAUCAGCGGCGUGGCUUUUAGUGGAGCUUUGGUGUUUGUUGCUUUCUCUACGGCUGAACCUUUACCGUGGAACGACGAGGAGGAAAAGAAAGAUGGUAUUAAAAGCUGA
Molecule: messenger RNA, 1506 nt
Organism: Phyllotreta striolata
Lineage: Eukaryota; Metazoa; Arthropoda; Insecta; Coleoptera; Chrysomelidae
Source: the annotation of a GenBank genome assembly